UUUUACAAAUUUUAAUUUCUGCCAAAAUAGAUAUUUCCAUGAAUAACAAACUUAUACAAUUAUUACAUGAAAAAGCAGGUGAUUUUAGCAAAGAUAAAAAUUUUGGAAAGUUUGUAUUAUCAUUUAUAAAAUCAAAUAUUAAAUUUUCUAAUGAACAAAUACAUUUACUAUGGGAAAUAGGAAAUAUUAAUCAAACAUUAUUUAAAAAACCUAUACAAAAUAUAUUAAAAUCUAUGUUAUCUUUGUAAAUAUUAUAAACAGUAUAUUAUGAAAAAUUAUAUAUGAUAAAUUUUAUUUUUUUAUUAUAAAAUAUAUUUUUUUCUUUGAUAUUGUAAUUAAAAAUAGAAAAAACGAGAUUUUACGCGUGCGCGUAAUAGAUUUGAAACUCAAUGGAAAUACAAAUGGUGUAAACAUGACUGAAGAACUCUCUGGUGUCACAAUAGUGAUAUUUAUUGCGGCCGGAGUUUUAACAAUAUUAUUAUUAUUCAUAUUUGCAAAACGACAAAUAAUGAGAUUCGCGUUACGAUCACGUCGUGGUCCUCAUAUUCCUAUUGGACAUGAUGCAAGGAAGUCAUUGAAAAAAGAAAUUGAAAGACGGAUAGAAGUAAUACCAAAAAUUCAAUAUGAACCACAACUUAUUAGUGAUCCAAGACUUAUUUUAACUCCUCGAGGGCAUGUUCCACCACAUUAUUAUAGAUUAAAAGCAGUGGAUGAUGUUAAAACUUUAGAAGCUGAAAUUACCAAAUAUGAUAAUUGUUUAAGGAGGCAUCCAUCUGAGAAUUUACGAGCAUACUUACUUGCCACAUUAGCAACUCCAUUAAAUGGAAGUGGACAAAGAUUAAUUCAUCAAUUCUGUGAUUUAUAUGAACAUGCACGACACGAUCCAACUGAAUUUGGAGACGAGGAAUAUCAAGUAUAUACCCGUUUAUUUCUUAAGUUAAUGGAUGCGGCCCGUUUGUUAAAAUCGUAUCCGAGCAGUAGAAAAUCUAGUCCAAGUCGUACACCUAUAAAAAAAAAUGUUGAGACGAAAAGAAAUAUAUUAGAACCUAAAAUGAAAUUACCCGAAGAUCAAACAUUGACUGGUUCACGACCAAAUACAUUAACAGUAAUGAUGUUGGAUAAUAAUGAAACAUCUGUUUAGCAUUAUGAAAAUCGUCACAUACAACAUAUGUGACGAAUAGUUGUUUCAUAAUUGCUAAUUUCUACACUAUACGAAAUUGCAAUUGUUACAAACAGAUUUUUUGCAAUAGAAGUUGUUUCAGUCUAAUAUGUACCAGAUUACGAUUAAAUAUCGAUCUCUGUUUUAAUCGAUAAAUAUUUAGUCCAUACAUCUUUAUAAUAGGAAUUAUGUCUUAAACAAAUUAAUGCUCGAUGAAAUGUGGAUUUAUACGAACUAGAAAUAUUACUCAUUCUCAUGUAAUUUAACCAUUCCAUCAUCUGAAAGGUAUAAUAUUAUUAAAAAAUUUUUAAUUCUUAUAUCGUUAUUAGAUAAAAAAUUGUUCAAUUGCUAAAUUAUUAUUCGGUCGUAAUUAUACAAUAAUAUACAAAUAAAUCGUAAAUACCUGUGGAAUUGCAUGCUUCCAAUCCUGUCUUUCAAAAAUAAUUGUUAGAGCUUGAGGAAAUAAUUUUAUUUUAAUGUUUUGCGAUUUAAUUAAUAAAUCUUCUUUCAUUAACAUGGAAUCUAUGCCAGAUAAACUAAUAAUAGAUAUAAAUAAAAUAUCACAAUAGAAUUGUAUUUUAUCAAAAUGAUUCUGCUGUGAUUCCAUAAAAAAUCCUUGAACUUGCGUCAUAAGAUCAAGAAUCCAAUUUAAACUGGAUCUUUCAAAUUGCAUAUUGAUCAACACAUUUCGUAUAAUUUUUAAGAAAUAUGUUUGCACACUUUAAUAAGAAUAUUAAGAUAUAUUUUUAUUUGCAUUUUUAAUAUAUUAAAAUUAUGAUAGAUCUUUCGAUCAGAAAUCUUACCUAAUUGUAGAAGCAAUAGUUUCAUCGAUGAUUUCAUUCAACCAUGUUAAAGAAGCUUCGGAACUAUGUUUCUUUAAAACCAAUUCAGCUCUGAUCGCGAUUGCAUUUUUCAAUUUGCCUGGUAUCGUUUCCCACCAUACUUUAGGAGAUGUCAUUCUUUCUAAAUGUUUCAUUGGUAAUUCCAAUGCUGCUGCGAAAUAAGAAUAAAACUGAUCGCACGUUAAAUCUAUUUUGUCCAAAAGUUCCUCUAAUAUCGUAGAAAGUAAUGUAGAAUUGGCAUGACAUACUUCUGGAUUUUUUAACGUUUGAGCAUACGAAUACAUGAUAGAAUGGAACAAUUCUAUCGAAUUUUUAUUACCGACAUCCAUUUUUUCAAUUACAUAUUUCAACGUUAUUUCUAAAAACGGCUUAAUGAUAUUUGGUUGUACAGCUUGGCACAAAUCUUCGAGAUUCGAAUAUAACACAGAGUGUUCAUUGUUUUUCCAAUUAAAAUCCAUAUCGUUUAUUGUUUUAUACAUCGAUAGAUAAUUCUCUAUAAAAGAUUUAGCAGAUAAAGAUAUCGUUGCAUGAUGACACGCGAUGGAAAGAGUAUAUUGUUUUGUUUCGUUCGAUAGAUCAAGCGUGUUCUUUAGAAAAUUCCAAUUAAUAUUGGGCAAUGGUUUCGGAUAUUUGUGAGCAAAUAUCCGUAAACAUUCCGUAAUAAUACGAUGAUUAUUUGAAUCAGUUUUAUUAGAUUUCCUCAAAUAUUCGCCAAUCGCUCUGAUUACGCUUUUUUCUGGCAAAUACUUGAAGUUUUGCGGUUCCCCUUGGGGCCAAGCGUAAAUGCCAGAUCGAAAACUAUUCACUUCUUCCGUCACAAAAGAUAUUAAAAGAUUCCCAGCUGUCGAUAAAGCAGUUUUAUUUAUGUUUUGAAGCAUUUGUAUCCAACAAAUACCAGGUAUAUAAGGAAGUAUAUCUUCUGGUUUUUUAACCGCGUCGAUUGGAGUUUUCGCAUAUGCUGCCGGUAAUACGAGAUUGCAUCUAAAUUCCAGCGGUAAUGUUUUCAAAGAUAAUUGCUCCAAACGAUACGAAGCUAGGGCUUUAAGUGCAGAGUUGAUUACUUUUAUAUCAUUAGAUGUUGUGUACGUCCACAAUUUCGAUACGAUAUUAUUGAUCAAUCGAUCGUAUUCUUCAAGGCCCUGCGAGGGUGUAUAAAAUGCAGCGUCGGCAAAUAAUUCACAUAGGCUUUCCAAAACGAUAGGGCGCUUCUCUUUUUCCAUUUUCGGAGCUAAUACUCUCCACGUUGAACAAAUGUCUAUUACGGAUGCCUUGCAAAGUAUAGAAAUACAACCAAGUGCGAGUGCACUCGCAGUUCCACCAUUCAUGUUCGUCGAACGAUUUAAUAUUUGCGACAACAAUGGUACCAAAUUUUCGCCGUGUUCGGGAUAAUUUUCACAAAUAUAUUUCAUAGCUCUAGCGCAAGUUGCAUCUGAAUACCAAGAAUAGUCGUUUUUCAUCAAUUGUAUUAUCGCGGCAGAAACGAAUCUAUAACAUCUUGGUUCUCUUUUCAAUGUUUUAAGGUAUAAUUCGAUUAUAAAAUAUUUCAAUUGUUUGUCACCGUUCAACAACAUGUUCAAUGUAUGAUUUAUAAUUGGAACAUUUUCUUUUGUACUUACAAGCUCAGGUAUAACCACUAGUAAACAUUUUGUUUCUGUACUGCUUUUACAUUUGGUUAAUUUGUGCAGUAUCAAGGAAAGCACGUGCGAGCCAAAACUGUUUGUUUCUCUGGUGACAUCAACGAGUAUGUUACAACAUAAUUCGACUAUUAAAGAUUCGUUUGAUUGUAAAAGAAGACCAGAUAUCAAUAAUUUACAUUUGUCUUUUAAAUAAAUAGGUACGCGUGACAUAUUUUUUAACCAGGAUAAAAUAUCACCCGAAUUCCAAAUAUUCGAACAAUGCAUCACCAGUUCUGAAUAGAAUUGAAUAUAUGAAUCGGAAUGACUAAAUACUGUAAAAAGUUUGUUUGAAAAUAUCGUCUCUGCGUUACAGGUUAAAUUCGUUUUUGUGAAUACUUUGUUCGCUAAAUCCUUCGCUAAAUCUAAUGCCUCGGAACAUAACACGGAUGGAUAUGCCAUCCAUUUUAUCACAGAUGCCUUCAAAGAGCUAAAAAAUAUAUCAACAUAAGACAUUUUCUUUGUUAUCAUCAUACCUGUAAUGUAAUAUGUUGUACGAUAAGUGUUUAGAGAAAUCGUUCAAAAAUAUUAUAAUUUUUUUCUAUUUUUAGAGAUACUUACAUAUUUGCAAAGCAUUGUACAAAUAAAUAGCCGGACAUAAAGUGAUUACUUCCGCCAUUAAUAUCAACAUAAGAUUUCCAAUAUAGUCAUCACAAUAGUCUAUGAUACUUAAUAUAAUAUCGAAAUUCGAUCUUGGAUCAGAAUCUUGUUUUAAUAAUUGUAUGAUCAAAGAUGCGAUCAUUGGCAAUAAAGCUGUACAAUAUUCUUUAUUCUUCUCUGAUAAAGCUUUCUCUGCAAGUUCUAAAAUUCUAUAAUUUGUAUUUACACAAGAAUGACUUUCUGUCGUGCACAACCAAAGUAAAACUUCUGUCUGUACAUUCGUAUCGUGUUUCGAUCUAAUUAACAAUUGCCAAACUUGUUGCAUGCAACAAUCCAUCGAAUCCAACAAAGGAUUGCAUAAAAUAUAUAAAAAUACAGGGCGUAGCAUUUUUAUACUAUUUUCUUUAAUUCUGGAAAUUUUAUAUACAUUUAUAAACAUACGUGCGCAUAUUUUAAAUAUAAAAGUAUGCAGAACAAUAUAUAUAUAUAUAUAUAUGCAAAUACUUAUUUGAAAACAGUUAUACAUACAUCUCUAUACAUACCUAUAAUCUUGAUGAUUUACAAUAAAUGUUAUUUGACUUAAUACAGUCUGCCAACUACGUUUAUCUCGAAUUAAAAUGCUUAUAAACGGAUGCUGUGGCGUGUGUAAAGUAAAUGGAUAUAUAAUUUUAUUUUUUGAAUCGCGUUUUAAAUCCAGUGUCAAUAAAUGACUUAUUGUUGUAGUAGCAACCAUAUAAUUUCUAUAAUAUAUAAUUACGCAUAUUUUGUACAAUGUCAAAAAAAAAGAUAUAAGAAAUAUUAUAGAUUUGAAAUUAAUUUUUAUACUUUAUGGAGGAGAUGCUCGAGGUAAAAGUUGAUAAUGCCUCGUUAAUAUCCCAUAAUCCAUUUUCGACCAAAGCAAUCAAAGCUUGACAAGCUGAUAUGCUAAGCGUGACAUUUGUACUGUCUCGUUUCGAUAGUAAUAAUUUAAAUUCAGCUAUCUGUUUAAUUAACGAAUUUUAUGGAAUAAUUAAAUUAAUAGAACUUGAAGAUAAAAAUGAAUAUUACUUAGAUUACCUUUGAGAUAUGAUCCGUUUCUCGAUCACAUUUUUUUUUCUUUAUGGAUUCGAAGAGUUUAGAUGUUGCCUGUAGAAAAAUAUAUUGGAACAGCGAUAUGAAUAAAAAAGAUAAAUAAUUGUACGAAAAGAAAGAAAUAACUCACGUGUGAUAUUAAAACAGGAUUCGUAGAUUCUAAUUUAUAUUCUAUUUCAUUCAUCUUGUAAAGUUAAUGUGCUUUAAAAAAAUUCUUUUACGUAUUAAUUUCAUAUAUUUUUGUUCUUAAAGGAAAUGUGCGAUAAAAUUUAUGUUUCAUUAUGCUAAAAAUAUUAUUGCUACUUCCACAGUGACAAUACUAUUAAUAAAUAUUAGAUAUAAUAAAAGUUGUUGCGAGCAUAUGAGUAGGUUAUAAAACAUAACCUUGUAUCGUUAAAACAUAUUUUGUAAUAAUAUAUAUUAUGUUAACAUAUAUUAUUCGUAAUUUACAGUCAUUUAUAAUAUGAAAAUAAGAAUAAUUUAUUUAUAUUAUUUAUGUACGAAGAACAUAUGUCUUAAUAGAAAGAAAUUUUAAAAGAGCACGAUUACAUCUCUCACGGUUAAGAAUGAUAAUGUGGAAAGAAUAAAUACAUAUCGUGUCGUUGCGAACACAUACUUUCAAUGCUAUUUUUCAUAGGGGUUCUCAAAUAGAAUUAAAUAUGAUAUUUUUUUAACUGUUUGUACAACUAUGCACGAAAUUGUAAAAAUAUUAAUAAUAAUAAGAAAUUAUUAUUACAAUAAUAUAUAUAUGAAUAAUAGAUUAUAAUGGAUUUAUGAUGUAUUAUUUAAAUAUUCGGAAUAGGAAAGAAGAAAAAAAGAAGGAGAAAGAUAAUAUUAAUUAAUCGACAAGAGAGAAAUUUGAAAAGGCGUGAAAUUGUCAAAGGAGAAUAUACCGAUCGAGGGAUACUGUAUAAUAGUAAGAUUUCCAAUAUAUUUAUUCGUAUGGACAAGUUGGAGCAUAGUGCACAAUAUAAUUAAUAUAUGUAUAGUAGUCUGAGGAAGGGGUCAGAUUACAUUCUGGAGUUUGAACACAAUAUCUUACAAUUUAACGACAAGAUGCCUGCAUUUCUGUAUUUGCUUCUGUACGUAUUGUUACUCGUAUAUUUAUAUAUUCAGUAUGUGUAUAAUAUAUAAAGCGUAACGACUCACUAUUUUUAUCAUUCUAAAAAAAUGGAGACGAGAAUACGGGUCCUUGUUUAUUACAUUACGUUAAUAUUUCAGUCCGUCUUAUGUCGUCAUUUAAUUUAUUCGUUUGAGAAUUUUUUGCAAUGGAUUAUGCAACAUUGUGGCAAAUAGUACUCGCUAGAAUAAUAUCCUUAGGAGAUUGUCUCCAAUUGCUAAUUACAUUUGUAUCUCAUAUAGGUUGCGAGGAAGUAACAAGUUCAACAUCGAUAUUAUGUCGAACGAACCGAUUUUAACGUGAGAGAUCAAAAUGAUAAUAAAACGUAAAAAAAAAGGCGCUACUUGAAAAACAUAAAGAGGGUAAAAAUCUGGAUUUAAAACUUAAUCGUUCGUUAUAAUACGUGGUAAAUUUAUUGCCACUGAAUAAGAUUUUCACCAGUACGAUUCGAAUGGAUAACGCAAAGGAUAUUGUGUUAUGCGAAAAAAUUUGCGAUACCCGAAUGUAUAUAAUAUUUGACGAUUGGAGACAGCUCCCUUUUUCCGCAUGAUUAGCAAUUAACAAUCUAUAUUAAAUUUUUGUUUAAAAGCAAAUACACUUUACAGCCUAUACAAUCCAUACAAUCCAUUGUUUUUCAUCCCUUUUGUUCACUUAUUUUUUUUUUUUUUUUGUUUUUAUUCACUUUUUUCAUUUAAUUUCUCUCGUUUAAUAUCUUCUACUCGAAUUUAAGUUUGUGGAGAGCGCAGGGCAGGUCCAGGUACUUAGGCUAUCUGUAUAUUUUCAUAAAAAUUCGUCAAGAUCUUCGAUUUCUUCUUAUCGCGAUUCGCGUGUCGCUCCUCCGAUUUUUUUCUUUUUACGUUUUAUAAAAAUCACAGCACAGCACCAGCAUUUUUUUUUUUUUUUUUUACUUUAAAGCCCGCCCGAUUCUCCUUCGAACACGUCUCAUUAAAACUGAGACGAUUGCCCGCGCGUUUCUCCGCCGUUCUCUCCCUUUUCCUCCCUUCCUCUCCCACUCACUCAUUCUUGCUUAAUUCUUUCUCUCCCUCUCUCUCUCUCUCUCUUCCCCCUCCCAUCCCUCUUUCGCUCAUUUUACUUAAACAGAUAGAUAUCGCCGUUAUUACGUCCGAAUUAAAAAACACGCCUUGUUCUCUGUUCUUUUAUUUGGCAUUUGCAACACUACGUACGGCACGAUAAAACUAUUUUCGGAUUCUUGGCAACGUGUUUUACCAAUCGUUCAUAUUAUAAUACAACGCUUUUAUCUUUUUUUUUUUCUUUUUUUUUUUUACCGACGAUACAAUAAUAAAAUAAUAGAACCAAUAAUUAUUGAUGAAUAAUCGUAAUAAAAGGUACAAUGAUAAUCGUCACUGAACUAACUUUAGAUAGCCAUCAGGAUGAUACUAUGGGCGCGUAUGUAUCACUGUGGCGCAUAUGUAUGUGUAUACGUAUAUAUAUCUAAUAACUUUCUCCCUUCCUCGUCAAUUAGUCUUAUCCAUCUUGAUCAUCGCUCUCGCUCUCUCUCUCUCUCUCUCAUCCCUUCACAUAUACACUUAUAUCCACGCAAAUACAUGUACACUUGCACAUUCUCUCUUCCUCUCUCGCUCGCUUCCGCUCGGUUGUAAUCGCGCAACGCUAACUACAAUUAAUCUUAGUAAACAAAUAGCAUUCUAGUGUACUCAAUGUACAAUCACUUAUCGUCACGUUAUCGUUAUUUAGAAUUAUCGUGAUUUUUCGUUUUUUGUUUUUUUUUUUUUUUUUUUUUUUACGCUUACACUCCUCUAUCCGACACGUAUCUUUCUUUUGUUUUUUUUUAUUUAUUUGACAUCGUAACCGACGUUCACAAUGCAUAUUAAUCGGUAGGGAGCAGGGUGUAAUCAAAUCGUGUCUAAAAAACGUGCCGUUCGCGAGCCACGUAAUUUCGCUAGAAAAAUGUCGAGUCUGUGAUUUAGCAAUCUUCUUCUUUUUUUUACAAUAAAAUACAACGAUCUAUAAUUUCAUUGUUAUAGACAAAAUUCGCGAUUGAAUAUUCGUACAUACGCGUUAUACACAACAAGUUACUGAAAAUAUGCGACGCAACAGUCGCGUAUAAUCACGCGCAGGAAUUUUCGAAUUUUCUUUCAUUCUCGCUUUCAUUCGCAUCUCUACUCGUUACUAAAUGUAAGUGCAAUAAAAA
Molecule: messenger RNA, 8635 nt
Organism: Apis cerana (Asiatic honeybee)
Lineage: Eukaryota; Metazoa; Arthropoda; Insecta; Hymenoptera; Apidae
Product: protein C1orf43 homolog
Source: RefSeq, a predicted model, not a curated record